Messenger RNA from Triticum aestivum (bread wheat), 1647 nucleotides. Its product is annotated as ELMO domain-containing protein A. The transcript is spliced from 9 exons. Lineage: Eukaryota; Viridiplantae; Streptophyta; Magnoliopsida; Poales; Poaceae. Bases 282 to 1331 code for a protein of 349 amino acids. The record is from RefSeq and is a predicted model, not a curated record.
GCCUUUUAUGCACUGAAGACGGGGGAGUAUUUUUGUUCCAAGGUCAAAUGACAUUUUGUCAGAAACACCCCUAACGCAAAGAAGAAAAUCAGAGUCCUAUCCUGUCCAGAUCGCCGGCGCGCAGGGCAGCCAGGACGACUCCCCUCCUCCGACCCCGGCGCCGUCGUCACUCCAUCCCACUCCGCACAAGGAAAAAUCAGAGGCAGAUCUCGAUCGCCCCUGCCAGACAACACUCUUCGCUCGCGGGGUACCAUGCCUUUCGCAAUCAUCUGAGUAGUAGAAUGGCCUCGAAAGCUAUAAGGAGGAGGCCUGCCGAGAAAGAAAGAGAGAGACAUAUGGAAACAACAAUGCCGGAAUCUGUCACAGCCCCUCUUCUAGGAAAUAGUGCCCAGGGGAAUAAAUCGGAGGGUUAUGAGCCUAUACCAGAUUUCUGGGAUGGAAAAUCACGCGAGUGCCUUCAUUGGGUGCAUAUUGUAUCUACUUUUAUUACUCAGUCUGCAAGAAAGAUAGUAAAUGCUAUUUCGGAGUUUGGUUCGUUUCUAGCAAGGUUCUUUGGUUGCUCCUGUGCUCCCCAAAGUUCACAAAAUGCACAGACAAUGCUAAUUCACCUCAGUCCAUUACAGGAGGAGAGAUUAAAAUUCUUGAGACAAAGAUUAAAUGUGCCAUUUGAUUGUUCCGCUGUCAAGCACCAGGAUGCACUAAAAGAACUUUGGAGAUUGGCUUAUCCUAACCGAGAACUUCCUCCUCUGAAAUCAGAUCUAUGGAAGGAAAUGGGCUGGCAGAACUCUGACCCAGCAACAGAUUUUAGGUCUGGGGGAUUCAUGUCCUUGGAAAAUCUAAUAUAUUUUGCAAGAAAUUACCCAGUAUGUUUCUGUUCAUCAUGGGCACUUACUCUCCUUAUAAAUCCACUGUUAGUUGGUAUUUCAAUCUGGUUAAAUGCUGAAUACCUGCUUAACAUGCAGGAUUCCUUUCAUCGGCUAUUACACAAGGCAGAUGGUGAGAGAGCUGAAUGGGAAUAUCCUUUUGCAGUAGCUGGCGUAAAUAUAUCUUAUAUGUUAGUUCAAAUGCUGGAUUUACAAUCAGAAAAUAGGAGGAGCUCAAAAGCAAGAGUUGGCUUUGCUCAACUACUUGAAGAUGACGAGAUGGCUUUCGAUAACCUUUUCUGCCUAGCUUUUCAGAUGCUCGAUGCUCAGUGGCUUGCAAGGAGAGCUAGUUAUAUGGAAUUCAACGAGGUUCUGAAGUCCACACUAGGCCAGUUAGAGCAAGAGCUUACAAUUGGAGGCGUUUCAAGCGUUCAGAAUCUGCCAUCGUUCAGAAUGUUAAGGAGAUAGCAUUAUUUGCUUUUUACCCGAAAGGGGGAAGGUUGCCAAAUAUGCUGCUAAUUCUUUUAUUGUUGUUCAAGAUGGGCCGCCAUGUAAAGAUUACUGGCCAUUACCUAUUCGGUUCAUAUGCGAUACCUUGAAAAGAUACUUGCUCCUAUAGGUUUUGGCAUCAAGCGCUUUGUAAGUGUUUGUGCAGCAAAAGAUACACAUGCAAGUGUUUGUUACAAAAGUUAUCUGCAGGAGUGUUUUAUUCUGGGAACUUGUAAUAUUUGUAUGAAAUAGAAGAUUAGAACAAAAUAAAAAUAAUAAUCAUAUUUUAAGUUUA